Messenger RNA from Folsomia candida, 4241 nucleotides. RefSeq lists its product as uncharacterized. The record is from RefSeq and is a predicted model, not a curated record. The transcript is spliced from 10 exons. Lineage: Eukaryota; Metazoa; Arthropoda; Collembola; Entomobryomorpha; Isotomidae. Gene Ontology annotation, cellular component: intracellular membrane-bounded organelle. Gene Ontology annotation, molecular function: phosphatidylinositol binding. The coding region runs from base 567 to 3980 and encodes 1137 amino acids.
GCUUCUUAUAACUUCAUAAAUCCCUCAUUCUAUAAACAUUUUAGCAAAUUUUGCACUGUGCAAAAAAUCUCAGAAUUUUGCACAACUUCUGAACACCUAAACGUUAUUUCGGUAAAGUCAUUCUUUCAGCCAAUUUCCAAUAAAAAAUCUGGUCUGUCCUCAAGCCACGAAUCCCCCCUCAUCCCCGGCAAGCCAGAAAGUAGCUUUCUUUCCCCAUGGAGAGAGAAAGCUGUGGAGAGAGAGCAACCUUGAAAUGUGAUGUUCGAGGAGAAUUCCAGGUUGGCGACUACCACUUGCUUCUUCCUUCCAAUCUAAUAAUUUUUCCACCAGCUGCUACAAUUCUCAUCUCCUGCCAUCCUCGGUAGCUCGUCGUCCUCCAUUUAAAUUAUUUUUCACCCCUCCAAACUCUCCAAAUUAAUUACUCACAAAGUCCAGUUUUAGGUCGGGAAGGGACACAUUUCGUAUCAGUUAGACACACAGGGCUACAUACGUAAACAGCGUUCCAUGUAAACUACACGAUUAUCAUGAGGAGCUGCUUCUUCGUCCUGACCAACUCUGCGUGAGGGAUGAAAGGAGCAAACUUACUGCAAAAUGGACAUUCCAUUGGCGGAUUUGGUCGGCAUUGGGUGAUUUAUGGAGGACUCGGUGUCCUCCUGGCGACCCUGGGACACUACUCGAUCAGGGAUUGGGGUCUGUUGGAGGGGGUGUCGUGGGGGGUGGUUGUUUUCUUUGCCGUGUACACACUCGCCCUAUGCGCCUACUUUGGGAAGCAGAACUCCACCUCGGUCGUGACCUCGUGGCGACCCUCGGGCCUAUCCAGACUCCGGAGUUAUCUCACCUUCCUCCCCAUAACGACCAUCAUCCAGCAAGGGGAGGCUCAAAAGGGGGACGAUGCCACGGAUGAGAACGAACUCUCGCUGCGAAUCGCGGUCCAGAAAGAUCUCGUCAUUGAAGCCAUUCUUGCAGAAUAUGUGGCUCCGUGGUACACUAAAAUCAGCAGCAAUACGGCCUUCAUGCAGAAGUGUAGGACCAUUUUGCAGUCGAUUUUUCAACAAGUUGGGGAGAAGUUGGGACAGAUUGACCGGAACGAGAUUGCUAAAGAGGUCAUCCAAACGUUUCACAUGCACUGGAAAGAGUACUGCGAAGCGUUAUCGAAAUGCUCGUCCAACGGGGAAAAUGUUAUUAAAUGUUUCAAAUUCGUACACCCAUACUUACAAGACACGACGGAGGUGGCGCAACGCUAUGAGAAAAUUAUUUGUCAAAUUCUAGAAGACUUGGUGAUCCCUGACCUUCAGUCGAACUUGUUGUGUCAAUUUCUGGCUGGCAUCUUGGUCAAGAGUUUCUUCCUCUAUUACACCGACCUUAUCUGCCAACCGAGUUGGAUCAACAGUAAUUUGAUCGUCCUCCUCUCCUCGGACAGCAUUCUAGCCGAGUUGGCUGGAAGCAGCAGUCAGAACAGUUCCGCUCCAGCCACCCCACUUCCGGAAGUCUCUCCGAAAAAUAUUACUGAUGGAGAGGCCUGUUCUUCUUCCAUCCUCGCUACGACCCCCACCACGGCAGGAGGUACGACCUGUUCGACCCCGUUACCAGAAAAACUGCUUAGUGAUGGGGUCGAAAGUGAAGGUAGCGGCAGUGGUGGUGGCAGCGGCGGCGUCGGCGUUGAAGGUGGCGAUAUGCGCUUCAUCUUUGGAAAAUCUGAAAUUCACGAAUUUUGUGGAGAUUCCCCCCUGAAAAUGAGCGACCGUUCCGUCAGCCGAACGACGAGUCGAGGCAGCCCUUCUCCGUCCACGUCGGUGUCAUCCGCCCUGAGUGGGAUCAUCCCCACGACCGCGUUUCCCCUCCUCCCCUCCUCCUCCUACAUGACUGACCACUCCAUAAAUUCUGACGGUACGAUGAUGAUGGCUGAUGAUAUGUUAAGCGUGUUAUCCAUCGGACAUAACAUAACCACGACCACACUUCUUCCCAUUGAGGAUGAGUCCCCCUCAACUACUUUCUCCAUUGCCAUGACGGAUUCCGCGGACAGUAUGGAAUACUCCAGUGAGGCGAUCAGUACUGAAAUUAGUUGUCAACCGGUGACAUCUUCCUCCUCCUCGUCGUCAUCUUCGUCGUCAUCAUUAACAAACCCUACUCCGCCAGAGUGCUUGGCCACCAAUUCUUGUGAUAACAAUAUUGACGAAUCCAGCUCAACCGGGACGACAUUCCGGGCGACGACGCCCACCCACUAUUUUUCCUUUGAGGAGAUCAGCACUAGAAAGUCGAGUCAUCCGAUGCUCGAUUCCACGCCGGCCGCCCUCUCGGUCGAUGGGGCGAUCGAAAAUCGGAAAAAGAGUGGCGAGACUGUGAAAGGGAGCAAUACUCACGAGUUGAAGAUUCUCAACGGGGCCGACGUCAAGAAUGGGCGCUCACCCGUGUACGAAGAACCGGAAGACUUUGCCACGAGCAUUGCCAAGUUGAGGUCUCUCCUGGAGCAGAAGGAGAGCAAGAAGAAUUUACAUGCGACCACGUCGACCUCAGAAGCGUCAGAGUUGACCCCGUCGCAUCUAAGUUCUGCCGGCGUCGGGGAUGGCCUGCUUCUUCCUGAGCGGAAUAAUGGGAGCGAGCGGGAUGAUGAGGCUCCAUCGGAUCUGGACGCGUUAGAUUCGGAUCUUCCAUUGCAUAAUGACGAUGAGGAUGAGGAGGAGGAAAAGAAGGACGAGGAGGACGAUGUCAACGAGGACGUACCUGAACUCAAGUGUCACUUCCUGAACAUUACAAUUCCCAAGGUGGAGUCAUACAAUGACGCGGGUGGUGGACAACUUGACUUUUACUGCAUUCAGUACGACGGGGUAUAUUUUGACGAAAAGUAUGACGACCACCCGCGCCGAGUGAUCCUUCGUACGACAACGGCAAAACGUCGGUUCAAGGAAUUCCUCCUCCUUCAGGCCCGACUGGAAGAGCAGAGCCAAUGGAAGCCCCACCUGAAAGGGAUCAAGGCUCCGAAUCGCUGGCUGAACUUGUCCUUCUCCAAGGACACGGCCACCUCGACGAGGAAAACCAUGUUGGAACGAUACUUGAAUCAACUCUGCUCGCACCCCGUGUUGGGCACGUCGCGUGAAGUGUUUCAAUUCAUGGCGUAUGGCGAUGAUGGGUUCUCCCUCGACCCAUUAGACAUUAACGACCCGAAACACUUGCUCUCCACUAAAUUGGAUAAGCUCGCACGAAAAUUUACCGGGGUAAUAAAUUCCUUGAAGGAUGUUCUUCCAAAAUUUGAGUCGAAUCCGCCCUCUCCACAUUCCGAGAAUGGGGCCGACUCCUCCCAAAAUAUUCUGGCCCCUUCUUCCUUCCAAUUUCCAGAAGACCUCGCUCCGGAAUCGAAUGGGUCGAAGGACAUGGAAAACUCGUUGGCAGAUGCAACCUGGUUGGGGAACUUGGUCCCUUCGAGAGUGAGUGAUGGAGAUGCUUCCGUCCAAAGUGGUGACGGAGCCCCACAGUUUCCUGGGAUCACUGUGAAAAUAUCGGACGAAUUGCCAGACGAGUCGACUGACGAAGAAAACGGAAAUUGCAUGACAUACCCAUUAGCCGCAUCCCUUACACAAUUGCUCUGUGACGUUCUUUGGCUUCCAAACUGUCGGCCUCACAAUGCUUCAGUCUCCACAUUUAUGACCCUGAGUGGCAAGUCUUUAGAGAACUAUGUUCAAGAAACGAUUGACGUUUUCCUCUCUGACGAGGCUGUCCUCGGUUAUUUGGAAUGGUUCGGAAAAUCAUUAAAGGCAGAAACGGAUUCUGUUCAAGACUUGCAAUACGAUCUCUGCGCGGAACUCGAUUUAAGAAAUUGUCUCCGUAAAAGAAUUCCAGCGUGGGUGCGAUGGAUGUGGGGACGGAAUCGGUUAGACGUGACAAUAGAAAGGAUAACGGGAUUCUUCCAAAAUCCAAUUAUUAAUCAAGAUUUAGUACUGUCUCUCAGCGAAUUACUAUUUUCUAAAAUCACUCCUCCACACUAAAAGUACGUAGCCCAGAAAAAAAUGAUGAUAACGAACAAGUGAUAUUCCCAAAAGGAAACAGAAAACAAUGUAGAACUGAGUAUAAAGAUACGUGAACAUGUAUCCACAAAAACGUAGUACCGCUCUAAACUAUAUAUUAAUAAAUAUAUAUAUAUAUAUAUCUACUAAUUUAGUGAAAUAGUGGUGCAUGAAAUAAGUAUAUAACUCAAUAUGUGUGCAUUUCACAAUUUACGAAAUCUAAAUAAAAACGAUUGGAAUCGA